This is a messenger RNA of Clupea harengus (Atlantic herring), 1748 nucleotides long. RefSeq lists its product as uncharacterized. The record is from RefSeq and is a predicted model, not a curated record. The transcript is spliced from 2 exons. The coding region runs from base 116 to 1474 and encodes 452 amino acids. NCBI's taxonomy places the organism in Eukaryota, Metazoa, Chordata, Actinopteri, Clupeiformes, Clupeidae.
GCUAUAAUAAAUAUACAUUUUUUUUUACAGGAUGAAAAGAACCGGUGGACUGAAUAACAAUGCAGUAGUCGAUUUUCCAACAACAGUAUAAAAAAAAACCUACCUAAGGUGCAAUAUGAACAGUACACAUAGUCCUAUCCUUGGAGUUCACAGAAAAUCUGAACCAGUCUCUCAGAGAGACAUUCCACAGAAACUCACCCUGUCCCCCGGUAAAACAUCUACACAUGGAUCUUCUGGAGCAUAUCUCUGUGCCAGAGAAAACAGUGCAGGGGAUAGUGAUAAGUCAACUAAUACUAAUUUCCAGAGGGUAGAGGAGCUGGAGAAGUUAAUAAGCAGAUUGAACAAUGCCAUGCUGACACUUGAAGAAGAAAACUUGAAAUUGCAUAAGAGGUUAAUAGGCAAACCUGAAAUGAGUGCCCAGGCAACACCAGAUUAUCACAGUUCAGAUAGCAGUUUCACAAACAACGGGGGAUUUUCCGCAGAGAAAACUGACAAAGAUAGUUCACAUACAAGUCUGUUGCAAGAAGACAAAUACACUCAAUUGAAAAUAGAGAAUAACAGCAUGAAAAAGAAGCUUAAAGAAGCAGAGAAGAGCUGCAAACAGUGUGGUCGUGACUUUCAGAAGCUGCUGCAGAUGUACGAGGAUCUCAAAGCCCAGAGUCAAAUCCUUGAGCAAGACAACAAGCAACUGGUAAAUGACAAAAAUGCUCUUGAAGAGAAACUGGAUGGCCAUGUGGGUAAGGAGCCAAAGGAUGUGUCCGAGACUGUGGCCCGCCUGAAGGAGGAAAACCGGCUGCUGAAAGAGGAGUUGGGGCAGAGCACCGAGAGGAGUGCCCAGGUAGAGGAGAGUGCCAGGAGGCUGAGAGAGGAGCAAGCCAUCUUGGAGGACUGCCUGCAGACGGUGCAGAAGGAGAAUGACCUGCUCCAGAUGGAGGUCAGAGCGCUGCACCAGGACUACAUAAGCCUCAGUGAUAGUAUCAGUCUCCAGCUCAGAGACCGAGUCCCUGGAGAGGACAGAGCCCCAAAACCGCGCAGAUCUGGUAGUCCUACCCCUAAUCACGCCCCUGUUUUCACACAGCGCAACAGCAACAGCACUGAACUAAAAGAAAACACCCUUGGAGCUGGCAUGUCCAUUGGGUCUGUAUUAGAAAAGGCCCCUGCCAUUAGACGAAGCAGCAGUAGUGAUAACAUUACCCUCCAGCUUAAAGACAGGGUGUCUGGAGCACGUAGGUCUACUGGCUCUACACCCGACAAGGCCCCUGCUGACUGCAAGAGAAUCAGCAAGGAGGAAAAUAAACCCUUCACCAAGGGAAACCCAACUCAGACUGUCAAAAAUGGCCAUAUAGAUGAAGAGACCAUAGAGAGGAUAAGGAUCCGAUUUGAGGAAGAUGAGCUGAAGAGAGGACAGAGACUCAAUAGUAGCAGUAACAUUGUGCCAGAGAAGCCUGUUUCUUCUCCUCUUGUUUAUAUUUAGUCAGGUGUCAAGCCUUCUCCCCCUGACACCUGUCUGUAGGAUAUAGGAAUUUAGAGAAGUUAUAAGAGAAGACAUUGUAUUCAUUAGUGUCACUCAGAAUUAUUUUUCAUAAGUUCAAUGCCUUUUUUUUGUUAAAGGAGAUUUGUAAAUGCUCAAUCUACACCACAAUUAAAUAUGUUCUCUUUGUAAUUUUCUAAGCAAGAAGACCUUCUCUUAGUCAUAGUAUUGUAACAGGAAAUAAACCGAAAUGUAUGAACAAGAUGGUUUGCUUCUU